Physeter macrocephalus (sperm whale) is the source of this 2433-nucleotide messenger RNA. It is a transcript of the gene NELL1, whose product is annotated as neural EGFL like 1. Gene Ontology annotation, cellular component: cytoplasm. Gene Ontology annotation, biological process: positive regulation of ossification; regulation of osteoblast differentiation. Gene Ontology annotation, molecular function: heparin binding; protein kinase C binding; calcium ion binding. The transcript is spliced from 20 exons. Lineage: Eukaryota; Metazoa; Chordata; Mammalia; Artiodactyla; Physeteridae. The record is from RefSeq and is a predicted model, not a curated record. The coding region runs from base 1 to 2433 and encodes 810 amino acids.
AUGCCGAAGGAUGUGAUCUUAAUUGUGUGGUUUUGUGUGUGCACCGCCAGGACAGUGGUGGGCUUUGGGAUGGAUCCCCAGCUUCAGAUGGAUAUUAUCACUGAGCUCGACCUCGUGAACACCACCCUUGGAGUCACUCAGGUGUCUGGACUGCACAAUACCAGCAAAGCAUUUUUAUUUAAAGAUAUAGAAAGAGAGAUCCACGCAACCCCUCAUGUGAGUGAGAAAUUAAUUCAGCUGUUCCGGAAUAAGAGUGAAUUCACCUUUCUGGCCACUGUACAGCAGAAGCCAUCCAGUUCAGGAGUGAUACUGUCCAUUCGAGAACUGGAACGCAGCUAUUUCGAACUGGAGAGCAGUGGUCUGAGGGAUGAGAUUCGAUAUCACUACAUACAUAAUGGCAGGCCCAGGACGGAGGCACUUCCGUACCGGAUGGCUGACGGACAGUGGCACAAGGUCGCACUGUCAGUUAGUGCCUCCCAUCUCCUGCUCCACGUGGACUGCAACAGGAUUUAUGAACGUGUGAUAGACCCUCCUGAGACCAACCUUCCCCCAGGAAGCAAUUUAUGGCUUGGUCAGCGCAACCAAAAGCAUGGUUUAUUCAAAGGGAUUAUCCAAGAUGGGAAAAUCAUCUUUAUGCCGAAUGGAUACAUAACACAGUGUCCGAACCUGAAUCGCACUUGCCCAACUUGCAGUGACUUCUUAAGCCUGGUGCAAGGAAUAAUGGAUUUACAAGAGCUUUUGGCCAAGAUGACUGCAAAACUGAACUAUGCAGAGACAAGACUUAGUCAAUUGGAAAACUGUCAUUGUGAGAAGACCUGUCAAGUGAGUGGACUGCUCUAUAGAGACCAAGACUCCUGGGUUGAUGGUGAUCACUGCAGGAACUGCACAUGCAAAAGUGGCGCUGUGGAAUGUCGAAGGAUGUCCUGUCCCCCCCUCAACUGCUCUCCAGACGCCCUCCCCGUGCACAUUGCAGGCCAGUGCUGUAAGGUCUGCCGACCAAAAUGUAUCUAUGGAGGAAAAGUCCUUGCAGAAGGCCAGCGGAUUUUAACCAAGAGCUGUCGGGAAUGCAGAGGUGGAGUUUUAGUAAAAAUUACUGAAGCUUGCCCUCCUUUGAACUGCUCAGAGAAGGAUCACAUUCUCCCAGAGAAUCAGUGCUGCAGUGUCUGCAGAGGUCAUAACUUUUGUGCUGAAGGACCUAAAUGUGGUGAAAACUCAGAGUGCAAAAACUGGAAUACCAAAGCUACUUGUGAGUGUAAGAAUGGUUACAUCUCUGUCCAGGGAGAUUCUGCCUACUGUGAAGAUAUUGAUGAGUGUGCGGCUAAGAUGCAUUACUGUCAUGCCAACACUGUGUGUGUCAACUUGCCUGGGUUAUAUCGCUGUGACUGUGUCCCAGGAUACAUUCGCGUGGAUGACUUCUCUUGUACCGAGCACGACGAAUGUGGCAGCGGGCAGCACAACUGUGAUGAGAAUGCCAUCUGCACCAACACCGUCCAGGGACACAGCUGCACCUGCAGACCGGGCUACGUAGGCAACGGGACCGUCUGUAGAGCAUUCUGCGAAGAGGGCUGCAGAUAUGGUGGAACAUGUGUGGCUCCUAACAAAUGUGUCUGUCCUUCUGGAUUCACAGGAAGUCACUGCGAGAAAGAUAUUGAUGAAUGUACAGAGGGGAUCAUUGAGUGCCACAACCAUUCCCGCUGCGUUAACCUGCCAGGGUGGUACCACUGUGAGUGCAGAAGCGGUUUCCAUGACGAUGGGACCUAUUCACUGUCCGGGGAGUCCUGUAUUGACAUUGAUGAAUGUGCCUUAAGAACUCAUACCUGUUGGAAUGAUUCUGCCUGCAUCAACCUGGCAGGGGGCUUCGACUGCCUCUGUCCCUCUGGGCCCUCCUGCUCUGGUGACUGCCCCCAUGAAGGAGGACUGAAGCACAAUGGGCAGGUGUGGACUCUGAAGGAAGACAGGUGUACUGUCUGUUCCUGCAAGGAUGGGAAGAUAUUCUGCCGGCGGACAGCUUGUGAUUGCCAGAAUCCAAGCGUUGACCUUUUCUGUUGCCCAGAGUGUGACACCAGGGUCACAAGUCAAUGUUUAGAUCAAAAUGGACACAAGCUCUAUCGUAGUGGAGACAACUGGACUCACAGUUGCCAGCAGUGCCGGUGUCUGGAAGGAGAGGUAGAUUGCUGGCCGCUCACUUGCCCCAAUUUGAGCUGUGAGUACACAACCAUCUUGGAAGGGGAAUGUUGUCCCCGCUGUGUCAGUGACCCCUGCCUGGCUGAUAACAUCACCUAUGACAUCAGAAAAACUUGCCUGGACAGCUAUGGCCUUUCUAGGCUUAGCGGCUCAGUGUGGACAAUGACUGGAUCUCCCUGCACAACCUGCAAAUGCAAGAAUGGAAGUGUCUGCUGUUCUGUGGAUUUGGAGUGUCUUCAUAAUAAUUGA